This is a messenger RNA of Wyeomyia smithii (pitcher-plant mosquito), 1679 nucleotides long. Its product is annotated as tetraspanin-2-like. Bases 97 to 903 code for a protein of 268 amino acids. Lineage: Eukaryota; Metazoa; Arthropoda; Insecta; Diptera; Culicidae. Gene Ontology annotation, cellular component: membrane. The transcript has 5 exons. The record is from RefSeq and is a predicted model, not a curated record.
CAUAUGAGUGUUCACGUAGGUGCGAACAGCCUUCAAAAUCUCUUUCAACGCGAAUAACCCGAAUCGAGUGCUGCUGAACUUCAUCCUUUUAUCAAAAUGAGUUUGAAUGGUUGCUGUGGUGUUGUUAAAUACAUAGUGAUAUUAGUGAAUCUGCUUUUUUGGAUUAUUGGAUUUGCUAUAGUAUUACUUUCAAUAUGGAUGCUAAUCGAUCCAACUUUUUUGAUUUCUAUGACACAAAAUGAAAACAAUUAUUUCAUUGGCCUCUACAUCCUACUAGUAGUAGGUGUAUUAAUGUUAACUGUGGCUUUUCUCGGAUGUUGUGGUGCAAUUAGAGAAUCAGAAUGCAUGCUUUUUUCAUUUUUCAGCUGUUUGCUUAUUGUGCUUGUAGCAGAGACUACGGCCGGCGUAUGGGCGUAUCGAAAUUCCACAAAAUUGGAUAACUAUGUUCGUACUGCUGUUAAAGACGCUGUUCAAGAUGAAUACUCAAUGGUUGCUACAAGAACAGCCACAUUGGACUCAAUACAAAAAUACUUCCAUUGCUGUGGUGCAGAAGGCCCAAACGAUUGGCAAAGUAGUGUUUAUAACAAUGCUGAUCGUUCAUCUUUUAUAAAUAUUGCAAUUUCAAAGUUGAAUGUCAUCUAUAAGGUUCCAGAGUCGUGCUGCGUUGAAGAACUAUCUCCGGAGGAAUGUAACUCUGUUCGUAGCAAAGGAUUGAUCACAUCAAUUGCCACUCCUGUAAUUUAUACCGAUGGUUGCAUGGAAAAACUUGUUAAGGAAAUAAAGAAAAACAUUAAACUGGUGUACACUGUUGGCGCUGCAGUUAUAAGCAUUGAAAUACUCGCAUUGAUGUUAGCUCUGUUCAUGUGUUGUGCUAUACGAAGAAACAACAACUAUAAAAACUGAAAUAAUCAUAUGUACGCAUUCGAAAAAUUGUAUUAAAUUAUGUAACUAAGAAUCGGGUUUGAAGUUAACGGAGCAAUAGUAAUUAUAAAUUAGUUGAUUCUAAUUGUUGGAUCUACGCAAUUCGAAAUACGGUCAGAAUAUUUUGAGCUCUCUUUUAUUCGAUUGAACAGAAGUCAGUUUUUCAAUUUAUAAAGUAUAUUCAUUAUUACUAUAUACUAUUAUAUUGUAUUAUAUAGAAUUUUGCACAAUCAUGAUACAAGCUGCGAAUGGGUGUAGCUUCAUGAAGCCAAAUGGGACUUAGUAGUAUUGAUACGCGUGAAACUAAUUAUAACAUAUGUGAGGUAUCGGCUUUAUUAUCGUCAGGUUUGUCCUAUCAUGUCCUAAAUCUAUUACUUCUUACGAGAUGGUUCUUCAUACUAAAGAGCAUCUUAUUGUAAAAGAUUAGAUCUCUAUGACUUCAUUAACCCCCAGGACGAUAAUAGGACAAACCUGACGGCAAUAAAGCCGAUAAACUAUUUAAAACAAUUAACAAAUCAAUAUAUUUACAUGCCAUGAUGUUUUGUUAUUAAGAUCAUUUUGUCAGUGUGAAUUAGAAUGUAAGUUAUACACCCAGAUUACUACAAACAUUUACAAAUAUAAUAGGGGUCUCCACGUCGAGCUUGUAUACAAAUACCCUACCGUAAACUGUGUAUCUUCCAUUACUCGUCAAUCGAGGUGUUUUUACAGCUGGGUAUUGGUAUACGAGCUUGACAGGAAUACCCAUCAUAUAAUUCAAA